Triticum urartu is the source of this 1732-nucleotide messenger RNA. Its product is annotated as BNR/Asp-box repeat family protein. The record is from RefSeq and is a predicted model, not a curated record. Lineage: Eukaryota; Viridiplantae; Streptophyta; Magnoliopsida; Poales; Poaceae.
CACCAACCACCGGAUAAACCCGUCUCGAUCCAUCCACCAGUCUUUCAUUUCUCUUUCUUCCUGUCAGUCGCACUCGCACUCGCACCGGGCGGUGUAUAUCUGGAUCGCCCAAUCCCCGCAUCCUCCUCGCGUUGACGCACGCAGCCGCGGCUACCCCAGGACAGCAGGUAGGACACUACUGAAGAAGGUGAUGCUCACCGUCCACAGUUGCAGCAAAAAACAAAUAGCAUUGAGCGCAACAGCCUGCAUACUGAUGUUCUCCCUGCUCCUCUUCAUUUUUUGUUCACUUCAGACCAUACUCCUCAACAAUAAACCUUUCGUCAUCACCACUGCAUCUUCUAGAUCAUUGCAUGAGAUCGACUCCAAUUCAAAGCCUAUUAACGGGCUUCAAAAAAUUUCAUUGGAGGUUAUUGCUAACCUGAGUGCCAGCAAGGUGGAAACUGGACAGCAGAUGGAAGGCGGCACUCAUAACAUUACCAACGUGACUGAGAAUGCGGCAUCUGGAUGGAGCAUUGUGAAGGAGGAGCUGACAUUUUCAGCUGGAAGUGCCCCUUUCAGUAGCUGCCAUGCUUCCACCAUUGUAGAGAUUGGGAAAGACAACUUUUUGGUGGCUUAUUUUGGUGGAUCCAAGGAAGGUGCUCCGGAUGUCAAAAUCUGGUUGCAGAGAUACAGUGAUGGUCACUGGCAUCCUCCAGAAGUUGCUGAUGAACAAGAUGGGGUGCCCAUGUGGAAUCCUGUACUAUUUCAGCUCCCUUCUCAUGAGCUGCUCCUCUUCUACAAGAUUGGUCAGGAAGUUCAGAAGUGGAGUGGUGCCAUGAAAAGAUCGCUGGAUGGUGGCAUAUCCUGGUCACAGAGAGAGCAGCUACCGCCUGGUAUUCUUGGCCCUAUUAAGAACAAGCCUUUCCUGCUUGAAGAUGGUCGCCUGCUAUGUGGGUCCUCGGUAGAAAGCUGGAACUCUUGGGGUGCAUGGUUGGAGGUCACAAAAGAUGGUGGCAGGACAUGGCGGAAGCACGGUCCUAUAUACAUAGAAGGUGAAACACUUGGGGUGAUUCAGCCAGUUCCAUACCAAACUGCCAAUGGGACAAUUCGGAUGCUUUUGCGAUCUUUUGAGACAAUUGGCCGUGUCUGCCUGGCGGAUUCUGCAGAUGGAGGUGUGACAUGGAGCUACGCGCACAAGACUGAGCUUCCUAAUCCAAACUCUGGGAUCGAUGGAGUUAAGAUGAAGGAUGGAAGAGUACUAGUUGCUUACAACACUUUCUCCAGGGGCACACUUAAGAUUGCAGUCUCCACGGAUGACGGUGAUUCAUGGAACGAGGUAAUGACACUAGAGGACACCAAAGGUAUGGAGUUCUCAUAUCCUGCGGUAAUCCAGACCAUGGAUGAGCUCGUACAUAUUACAUACACAUACAACCGGACGCAGAUUAAGCAUGUCGUUCUUCGACAUAGUGAGACAUGAAAUUGUAAGUCUGACUACUGGGAGACUCAUGGUAGCAAUCCAAGGAACUUCAAUUCAUCCCCGCCUACUUGGUGUGACCAUUGCAUCAGUUUGUGUUUGCUCAUAAAAUAGUGCAACCCGAUAAAUAAUUUUACAGGCUGAUCAUAAUAAAUGUAAUAGUAUGAACAAGUGCAUAUGUGAUUGGCGAUUUAGCAUAAGGCGUUCCUUAUAUGGCAGUUAUUUCCCUUCAUUCUUUGUUGUGUGAACCAAACUACAUUGUUCUUUUUCCCCCUCGAA